AUGCUCUCUUCUCCAGCCCUCGUCGACAUACCCGCACACAUCCUCCAUGCCGAAUUGCUCCGCAGGCAGGACGAGGCCGAUGAGCGGCCAAAGUGCGAGACAAAAGGCGCCAAGGAGCAGUACAACACAACGCUGCAUGUCUUUGCCCUGCUGCUCAUCCUCACUCUGAGCACAGCGGCUUGCUCCUUCCCAAUCAUCGUCAAGCGCUUUCCCUCGAUCCCCGUCCCCCACCAGUUCCUCUUCAUCUCACGCCACUUUGGCACCGGCGUCCUCAUAGCCACCGCUUUUGUCCAUCUCCUCCCCACGGCCUUCGAGUCUCUCACCCACCCAUGUCUUCCUCACUUCUGGAACAAGCGCUAUCCCGCCAUGCCGGGUCUCGUGGCUAUGACGGCCGUCUUCGUGGUCGUGAGCAUUGAAAUGUUCUUUGCAGCACGCGGAGCGGGACAUGUGCAUUCGACAGGCUACGAGAACCUUGGCCUGGACUCCUCUCAGAAUGGCGCCCGUCCAGCCCACAAGAGGAGCCAUAGCUACGGCAUGUACAGCAACGGCAUGUCAGGGACGAGUGGCCUUGCGCCAGGCAUUGUGCUCCAUGACGUCGAGUCCUCGACCAACUUGAUGGCCGGAGCAUCACCCAUAACCCCUACCGUGCCCAUUGACGCACAGAAUCAAAAGUCCAUGGAUAAUGGCGAUGAUGAUGAUGAUGAUGAUUCAGAUCUGGAAAUCACUAGAGAGGAACUGGCUCAUCAGGAUGUUGAAGAUUCAGAAGACGAAUCCCGCCUGCUGCCAGGACCUCACACCCACCAGCAGCACAGCCAUGGCCGUGGCGAAUCGUCCCAAGUCCCAGAAAAUUCAGAGGCCCAAAACAAGAAGCUCUUGCUUCAAUGCUUGCUGCUCGAAGCUGGCAUCCUGUUUCACUCCGUCUUCAUAGGCAUGGCCCUUUCAGUGGCAACCGGCACUGCCUUUGUUGUACUUCUCACCGCCAUAUCCUUUCACCAAACUUUUGAAGGGUUUGCACUUGGUGCGAGAAUCAGUGCUAUUCACUUCCCAGCUGGAUCACCAAAACCAUGGCUCAUGGCAAUGGCCUACGGCACAACGACCCCUAUUGGCCAAGCCAUAGGACUGGCGAUUCACACGCUAUACGACCCUGCAAGUCAAGUUGGCUUACUAACGGUGGGCUUCAUGAACGCCAUAUCAAGUGGCCUACUUCUAUUCGCUGGCCUGGUCGAGCUUCUUGCCGAAGACUUUCUCAGUGACGAGAGUUACGUCACCCUGCGUGGCAAGCGACGUCUACAGGCGUGCGCCAGCGUUUUAGGAGGGGCGUACCUAAUGGCACUUGUCGGUGCAUGGGCAUAA
This is a messenger RNA of Bipolaris maydis ATCC 48331, 1353 nucleotides long. Its product is annotated as Zinc/iron permease. Gene Ontology annotation, molecular function: zinc ion transmembrane transporter activity. The record is from RefSeq and is a predicted model, not a curated record. Gene Ontology annotation, biological process: zinc ion transmembrane transport. Gene Ontology annotation, cellular component: plasma membrane. NCBI's taxonomy places the organism in Eukaryota, Fungi, Ascomycota, Dothideomycetes, Pleosporales, Pleosporaceae.